GGAUAAAUCAGAGAUCCUUUCCUGUUCAUUCGGUCAGGAUGGAUUUCCUCUGCUUUCUCUGGGUCCUAGCCAUCAUAGAUGGAGUAAGACCAAACCCUAUAGUGACCAGCGUACAGCCAGUUAAUAUUGGAUAUGGAGGGGGAACAAUAACAAUCCUUGGAGAUGGUUUCUCAGAGGACGUUUUCAACCAGUUCGAUCCAGUUCUAGGAAACAAGGUCUGGUUUGCCAAUGAGUUUGUCUCUGUAUCCUGUCAGACUCCGAUCAACUGGAAUUUCCUAUUGGAGAAUCCCCAGGACUCCUCAACUACAAAGAUAACCUGCGAUCUGCCCCCAAGGGUUGGAUUAAAAGGAUCAGAUUGGUUCAAUCUUAUCUUGAAGGUUGAUGGUGUUGAGGUGGAAAAUAGCAAGGCUGUCAGGUAUGUAAACGGAUUGACACCCCUUGUAAGAGAUGUAUUCCCUAAGUAUGGUAAACCAGGAGAUCAAGUGUCUCUGGUAGGGAGAGUUUUUACCAAAGAAUAUGGAAAUGUAAACUUUGGUGAUGUGAAUGAUAGAAGGGAUAUCAGCAUCAUGGCAAUCUUGAUGGGCUCUAGAGAAUGUGUACUUACUGAUGAACUUGGAAAUGUCUUUAACAUGACAUUAGAUUCUCCAACAAGCAAUGAAGGGUCCUUGACAUGUGUUCCUGGUGGAUCUUAUAUUGGUCCUAUGAAUGCAACAAUUUUUGUGUCCAGCCAAUAUGGUAAAUCCUUGGUUGACAAGAACGGAGAUGGUUACUCUGUUAAUUCUAAGAAUCAGCUGUUUAUGUACCAUACAUUGCCUGAAAUUACAUCUGUCACUCCAAAUGUUGGAGCUACCACAGGCAGCACACAUGUCAAGAUUAAAGGAAAUAGUUUUGAUUCAUAUUCUGGGAAUACUAUUGUACAGAUAGGUAACACACCUUGCAAUAUAAUAAAUGUAUCCAAAAAUGAAUUAGUCUGUUCUACCCCUGCGGAAGAUACCCUGACUCAGUCUAAUGCUGGAACAAGAGGAUUGCUUUACGAAAUUUGGACUGAAACAGAAGGAGAUGUUUCAACUCUAGACUCUUCAGCAGCUGAUUAUCAUUCCAUGACAUUAGAUGGCAGUUCUUUAAUUGGACCAUUUUUCAAUGAAACAAAUGGGUUUUCAGCUAAAUUAAGUGGACUUUUUGUUGCCCCUUAUUCUGGAAAUAUUUCAUUUUAUCUUACUGCUUCGGAUUCUGCAUCACUCUAUUUAAGUACAGAUGAAAAUCCUGAAAAUAAGGUAGAGAUCAUUUCACACAAUGCAGCUGUUACUAGCAUGCGCAAUGGAAGACCACACUCUGGUGUAAUAGAAGUUAUUGGAGGAGAACAUUAUUAUAUGGAAGCUGUCCAUACUCAAAAAAGUUCUUCUCCAGCUGAAAAUAUGCUUGCAGUUGGCUUGUGGGAGUUUGAAACCAUGUAUCAUUCAUAUCAAACAACUAAAGCUACUGAUGAACGUCAGCGUUUAGAAAUGAUUUAUAACAGAAAAUUUGAAACCCAAUUUGUUGUCUUCAACAACAUUCCUGAAGGGACAGAUAUUAUCUUUACACACGAAGGAAAGAAUGCUAAAGAACCAAUAAACCUAAGCAGGCCAGGCGAUUUUUCUAGAAUUUUCACAGACAUGCUUACAUACAGCUGUGAAUAUCUAAAUAAAAACAGUCAAUACAAGCAAAAUUUUGAAGUUCCUGGCAAAUGGCUUCCAGGUCAAGGUGGAUAUGUUCAAGAAAAUGUUCAAGCUUAUUGUGGUGCAAAGGCACUCGAAAAUCAGAACAGAAUCAUGAGCACUUACAAUGAAGAUGAUAGUAAUAUCAAUGCAGGAAGAGCUCCCUGGCUAUGUUUCGCUGCAAUGGGGUCUUCUUACUCUGGAUCCUUAAACAUCUUGUAUGUCUAUGAAGAUGAUUUAGGGAAUGAAAAAUCCACAUGGAUGACUAUUUCAAACCUUUGGACUCCUUCAAAUGAGUGGUCUUACCAGUGUAUAGAUAUGUUUGCAACUGCAAAGAACACAACCAUUUCCACUUUAACACCCAAAGCAAAUUCUAAGAUAGAAGUUCAAGAUAUAACAUUAGGACUGGGUGCAGUAACUGGAAAAUACUACUUAGAUGAAAUUACAAUCUCUUCUUCCAAGGUAGAAAUUGAAAGAACCAAACCAGCACUUGGCAGUGACUUAGUAAUGGUAAAGGAGGUCAAUGUAAAUCCAUUAUCAGAUACAGAGUAUGACUUGGAAAUAGUUCCAUGGACCUGCAAUAGUCAAGCUGAAGACUUUAGCUUAUUAGGAGUAAAAGAUGCAGAAAUAGUUGGAUUAUCCACCUCCUCAAUGAGCGCAGAAGAGGCGUGGAAUGCAAAAUUAACCUUUUUAAGCCAGCGGGAGUCUGCUACCUUCAGAUCAUCUUCUUGGGGAUCUGGCACUAUCACUGUUUCAAGAAAAGUGAGAGGAAGUAGGAAAAUGACAGGGUCUUUUAAUUUAUCCUACAAGAAUCAGGCAAUUUCCCUCCCUCCAUAUCCAACUGAUUCUUCAUUGGCUGCUGCUCUCGAAGCAUUUGGAAUGAUUGGAGUCAAAACCACCUUUGUAGACAAUAAGUGCUUUAGUACAAUCAUUGACAUCAGUUUUGAAAACUCUCUUUCUGGAGAUGUAGAACAAAUUGAAAUUGACACAUCAAAUCUUGUAAUUGAUGAUGAUGGCUCAAACUCUAAUACAUUCACAAUGUCCACAAGAUGGAAUGGUGGAAUGAUGAUUUCUGCACCUGGUGGAGAUUUUUUCAGAAAAAUAUCUUCAACUAUUAGUGUGAAUGUUUUUGUUAAUGGCUUUUUAUCUGCCUGCUCUGCACCUGAUUGUUCAUAUGCAUAUGAUGCAUCUAUGACUCCUUCUGUAUCUUCUGUCUCUGAAGAUACUUCAAAUGGUAGUAUAAUCUUGACCAUCUCUGGCAGUGGAUUUUCUUUAAUUCCCUCUGAGAAUAUUGUGCAAGUUGGAGAUCUUAAAUGCACUCCUAUAUCAUCAACAAUAUCUUCCAUAGAAUGCACCCUAUCACCUGGGCCUGCUGGAGAUUAUCAAAUAACUGUUGUAGUGGCCAAUGCUGGUCUUGCAACUGGAGGACCUUUGACAUAUACCCUUCCCAUUGAGAUUUACAGCAAUUCUCCGUCUCAGGGAAGCCUUGGAGGUGGAACUACUAUAACUGUUCUGGGAUCUGGUUUUCCUGGAUCCUUAGAAGACUGGUCAGGUGGAAGUGUAUCAAUUGAUGGUAAUAAGUGUUUUAUUACAGAUUCCUCAUUCAGCAGUUUUAAGUGUAUAACAUCUCCUGUGAGUAUUGGAAGUAGGAAAAAGAGAUCAGUUUCAGAUAUUACCAUUAAUUUUAAUGGAAACACUGUUUCUGGAGGAUCUUAUACCUAUGAUCAAUCCUUAACUCCUGUAGUAUCUUACCUAUCUAAGUCUGUCUCAACCCCUAUUGGAGGAGAAGAACUUAUAAUUGAAGGGUCAGCUUUUGGAGCUGCUUGGGGAACUGUAACAAUCGGUGAUAAUGAGUGUUCAAUAUCUUCCUGGAAAGCAUCUAAAAUCAUUUGCAUUCUACCUGGAAAUGGAAAUGGAACUUAUCCAGUUCAUGUUUCUGUACCUGGAAAUGGGUAUGCAGAUGUUAAAAAUGUUGAUGAAUUAAGAUAUAUUUUUGAAGUAACCCAAAUGUCUCCAACAUCAGGCUCUCUGAUGGGAGGUACACUUAUCAACUUACAAGGUGCAGGAUUUGGUGACUGCUCAAGUCUUAGUGUUUUAUUUGGAAAUAUUUUUGACUGUAACAUCAGAAAAUGCAGUGAUUCUGAAAUUGAAUGUCUGACAGUCAAGAAAAGCAAAGUUAAACAAAUUGUAAAUUCAGGGCGUCAUCCUACAUAUGGCCCUGGUUAUAAAUGGUCAGAAACAGACGUAACCAUCAAUCCAGGAGACACAAUAGAAUGGGUUUGGAAUUUACAAGUUGCUUCAGAUGAAACCCAAAUAUCUGUUCAUCAAACUGAUAAUGAGGCUUCAGAUUUGUAUAAUGGUUUAGGAUUUAAAAGCAUGAAAAGUGGAAAAGGAAGAUUUACUAAAAAGUUUUUGAACACAGGAGUAUAUUAUUAUUCUUCUGAACCAGUAUUUCAAGGCAGCCUGUUUAUGAAAGGUAUUAUUAGAGUAGUAAACAUCACAGAGGACAUUGAUGCACCUUUAUCAGUUUCAAUAAAUGAAAUUAAAGCCAUGCAUGAUGUUUCAAUAAAUGAAGUACCUGUGGUGUUUCCAGAUUGUUCAGUUAGCAAUGACUUAGCUUGCUCUUCAACACCCAACUCUGUGAGUGAAUACAUUUUCAGAGCUGCUUCAUGUCUUACACCAAGACUUAAUGAAAUACAAAUUUCAGAGAGCAGUAUCAAUAUAACAGGAAGUAAUGCAUAUUCAGGAUCUACAUUAACAUUAUCUGGCUCUGGAUUUUCCUCAAAUCUUUGUCAAAACAAUGUGAAAUUAGGAAGCAGCAAAUGUUCAGUUAAUUCUGCUACUGAAUCUGAAAUAGUUUGUACUAUAGAUGGUUCUGAUUCACAGUUAACUUCCCUUGAAAAACAUGAAAUUCAGUUAUCUAUCCUGAACUUGGGAAAUGCUGUUUUUGAAACUGCAAAUGGGCAAGGCUCUGAUAUAGUUCUUGUUCCCAGAAUUGAUAGUGUAAACACAGUUGCUGGAAGUUGGGCUGGGGGUAAUAUUCUUAUACUCUCUGGAUCAGGACUUAUUCCAGAAGGAGGGCAAGAUACAGUAUUUGUUACUUUUGGGGAAUAUCCUUACUCAAUGGGUUGUGCAGUUGUUGAAGUAACAUUUAACAACAUUAGCUGUGUUGUUCCAGAUUUUUCUGCCUUUAAAGGCUCAAAAACCUCAGAGACAGUUCAAGUCUCUAUAGCUUUAGGCUAUAAUUCCUUUAGCCCCAUAAUUCCUGAGCAGAUUAGCUAUGAAUUUAAAGACUCUUUAACAUCAUCAGCUUUGUCAAUGGAUUCCUCAACAGUAGUUGUAAAUGACGUAGUUCAAAUAACAGGAAGCAACUUCAACGGCCAGGUCAAAGUCUACUUAAGAAAAACAGAUGAUCUCAGAAUAAAGAGGAGAAGUCCAUUGAAGAAAAGAGAAAUUGAAGGCUUUGACGGAUUACAUUUGGGAGAAUCUACUAUUAGCUUUUGGUCAAUAAUUUCUAAAGAGCCCAUAAAUUGGAAAUGUGCUGAUGGAAAUUGUGAUCAUGAGACAUUAACUGAGGGCAUGUCAUCUAAUCCAUCUGAAAGGAGGAGAAGAUCUGCAGAAGAAGUAAUAGAAUUGCAAUAUCUAGCUGAUUACGAUGAUUCCAAAAUCUUAAAUGCAGUUUGCAUGUCUGAUGUUUCUAAAUGUUUGCAUUUCUUGGAAAAUCAAAAUAACCAUAUAGUUGUUAAGAGAUCUACAGAGGAAGAAUUGCUUGAAAUGUCUCUAGGAAGUCAAUCUUAUGAAGUAGAAAUUACAUCAUCAACAUCUUCAUCAGUGACAUUUUCAGUUCCUGCUCUGCCAGCUGGAAGCUAUGAUGUCAUUGUAUUUGUGGAAGGUCAAGGAAAUGCUAUUAGUUCUCUUAGCUCACUAUUGAGUAGUAUGGUAGUAAAUGAAGUGCAACCUAAUUCUGGUUCUGUUCAUGGUGGCCAAACAAUAAUAAUAUCUGGAAGUGGUUUCUGCACAAAUGAAGGAUUAACUAAGGUCUUAAUGGGUGGAGAGAAAUGUGUUGUUGUAAAUGUUACACCUGGAACUGUUGAAUGCAUUACACCCCCAGGAGCUGAGGGUAUCACUGAUGUUCAUAUAGAAUCAUGUAGCUUGCCUGCAUCUGGACAAUACACAUAUGCUUUAGCUAUGUCACCAGAAGUAACCAAUAUAACUCCGGAAUCUGCAUCUGGUCCUGUGAGUUUGACAAUUGAAGGAAGCAAUUUUGGUUCUAAUUCAGUUGUACUUGUAGGCAAUGAGGUAUGCAGUAUCACUUCAAACACUGAUUCAGCCAUAUCUUGUGACCUUGUUGGACUUUCAGGUGGACAGUACAACAUCAUGGUUAGAAAUGUAGAUCUUGGACUUUCAAACUUUAAUAUUCUUUUUACUUCUGUUCUCACUCUUGACAGUGUAAAUCCUGUCUCUGGUAGCUUUGGAGGUGGAUCGGUUCUGAUACUUGUUGGAGUUGGCUUUGAUGAUUUGGUAAUUCCCAAAGUGACUGUAUGUGGUAAUGUGUGCAUAAUAAAGUCAAUUUCAACAACUGAAAUACAAUGCUUAUCACCAGAAAACACAAGCAGUGGCUCUACUGAAAUAUGUGAUGUUCAAGUAAAUCAAUCAUCUGGGUCAGUAACAGCUUCUUCAUCUUUUACGUAUGAUAAAGAUCUUACACCCAUUGUAACUUCUAUUACCCCAGCAAGAGGAGGAACUGGAGGGGGUACAAGGAUUACAAUCAGCGGAGCAGGAUUUUCUUCAACUGGCAAUACAGUUCAUAUCGAUGGAAGUAUUUGCGAUAUUGAAUCUGAGUCUAGCACUGAAAUCUCUUGUUACACUAACUUCCACAAUGGAGCAAUUGAAGCACCUGUAAUAGUAGAGGUUCCAUCACAGGGCUAUGCUAAUUAUGAAAAUAUUGAAAAUGCCAUUUUCUUUUAUAUAGAUCGGUGGUCUUCAAUUUGGACAUGGGGAGGCACUGGUACACCAAUGAAAGGAGAAUACAUUGUCAUUACCAAUGGUCAAACCAUUUUACUAGAUGAAUCAACUCCAAUUCUUAAAUUUCUGUUGAUUAAGGGUGGUACUUUAAUAUUUGAUAAAGAGAAUCCAGACAUUGAACUGCAGACUGAGUACAUUCUUAUAGUUGAAGGAGGAAAACUUCAAAUUGGUACAGAGGAAGAACCAUAUGAAUCUAAGGCAACAAUUACCAUGCACGGAAAUGUCAGAUGUACAGAAUUGCCUGUGUUUGGAUGCAAGGUUAUUGGAGUGAGAAAUGGAACUUUGGAUCUUCAUGGAGAAUAUGUGCCUGUAACAUGGACUCAUUUGGCAGAGACUGUAUCUGCUGGAAGUAAUGAGUUUGUUCUAAAACAACCAGUAACAUGGAAAUCUGGAGAUCAUAUUGUCAUUGCCACUACAUCUGACAGAAAUAGUAUGAAAGAAAAUGAAGAAAGAGUAAUUGAAUCUGUGUCUGCUGAUGGAUAUACAGUUUCUCUAACUGAACCAUUGUUAUAUAAUCACAUCUCAAUUGUCCAAACAUUUGGAGAUAGAGAAGUGGAAUCUAGAGGAGAAGUUGGUUUACUCAGUAGGAAUAUAUUAGUGCAAGGUUCUAUGAAUGAUGAGUUUGUGGAAGUCCUGCCAGCCUGUGAACAGGAGUUUAAUUCUGGUGCAGCCUUUUCCGACUCAUUGCAAACAUGCUUUUCUGGGAAAUUUGGAGAAGAGUUGGGUCAUGAUGAAAUGGGUGCAAUUAUCAUUCUCAGUCCCAAAUAUAAAGAUCAAGGGUUAGUUGAAGCAAGGAUUGAAUAUACUGAAUUUACCAAUGUUGGUCAAGCUUUUAGAGUAGGUAGAUAUCCAAUUCAUUUCCAUCUUCCUGGAAAUAUGAGUGGAAGCUACAUUAGAGGAAACGCCAUUCAUCAUUCAAAUAAUAGGGCAUGUACUUUACAUGAUGUGUCAAAUCUAUUAGUUGAACAUAAUGUUGCAUAUAAUAUCAAGGGAUUAACAUUUUUCCUUGAAGAUGGAGUAGAACAGCACAACACCUUACAGUAUAACUUGGCAGUGUUCACAAGAAUGUCUAAUAGUCUUUUAAAUCCUGACAUCAAUCCAGCUAGCUUUUGGAUUGUAAAUCCUAACAACAAAUUUAGGCAUAAUUCAUGUGCAGGAGGUACUCACCACUGCUUUUGGCUGCGACCUGCUAGAGUUCCUGAUGGUCCAUCCUUCACCAGAAAUUUUUGUCCCUUCAAAGUUCCUUUUGAUGAGUUUCAUAACAACACUGCUCACUCAAUGGGUUGGUAUGGCUUCUGGAUUAUGGGUCAAAGCAAUCAUGUUAAUUAUGAUCCACACUCAGGGGAUAUCUCUUCAGGAUAUUGUAUGGGAGAGCGAAUCUCCACUACCAUUGGUUCAUUCACAACAUGGAAUAACAAGAGAGGAUUUGAAAUUGUCAGUGGUGCUAAUAUUAGGCUUGAAAAUCAAACUCACAUGGACCAUGACUUUGCAGGUUUUGAAAUAUUUACUGCAACAGGGCCUUAUGGAAAUGAUGGACCCGGUAUUUUUAAUUCUAUAAUUGUUGGUCAUUCUGAAAUUUCUGCCCUCACAGAAGGAAAGUUAGAUUCAUGUACACCUGGAGGAAUAAGAAUCACUGAUGAUGGCUAUACUAUCAAGGAUGUUAAAUUCUUUAACUUUGAUCGAGAUUGUUAUGCUAUGAAUAUAAGACUCUUUGAACCUGGAGCAGCUGUAAAUGCUGUAAGAAUUGAAAAUGUUGAAUUCAUUAAUUCCCCAAACAAAAUAUAUUUGGAAGAUGGACAAGAUCAAGGAGCCUGGUUUUAUGAUGUAGAUGGUUCACUUACAGGGACAGCAGAUUCUCAAGUUGUUGGGAAAAGCUCAACAAAUCCAUCCUCAUGUGUUCCUGACUCUACUGAUGAGUUUGGAUCUGUCAAUCUUGGAGGUCAUGCAGUAUCAGUUUGUCCCGGAUCUGUUAAGUUUCACAGGGUAAAAAUUGUAGGGGAAAAUUCUCCCUCUUCUCUCAAGUAUAAUCCAGUGACAUUUAAAACUGAAAAUGGCAAUUCUAGUAGAAAUUGGGGUAAAAUGCUUUCAGGUUGGCAUGCAUUAAUGUCUGAAGAAGGAGUUAAUUGGCUGAUAUUUGAUUCAAGUGAACAUGUAACCAAUAUAUCAUAUACAGUGUCUGUUGGAGGAAUGUAUCCUGAUGGCGGAAAUUUUGUUUUAGUUGGCCAUGAGUUUUAUCAAACACCUGACAGAUUCUCCAUAGUUGAGGGAGAAAGUGCUUUGGUAAAUUCUUCAGCUGCCCUUACAGAAUACCCCUCUUAUGAUAAUAAUGAAAGUGGGGAUUGGUACUUCAAUAAUGAGACAGCUGAUGGCAUCCCUAAGAUGGUUUACAUACUGUCUGACAAAGGUCCCACAGGUUGGUCUAAAAAGAAAAGAGAAGCUGUUGAAGGAACUACCCCACAGGAGUUUUGGGCUAAAGGAGCUUUUACAGUUUAUAAAUGUCAAUAUGAAAACUGCAUACCCCCUCCUCCUCCAACCCUUCCUCCUGGAAGACCUCUUGAUUUUCAUAAGUGGUCAAAUGAAUCAGCUUGGCAAAGCUUUGAUGCCCAACUUCCAACUGAGGGGGAUACUGUCAUAAUACCUCCAGGAGUAUGGAUGGUAAUGGAUAUAGAUCCCCCUCCACUCAAAAGAAUAUAUCUUUAUGGUGGUCUUGAAAUAAUGGAUAAUACUGAUCAUACACUGGAAGUAGAAAUUAUUCUUGUCCAAGGAGGAAAGUUUGAGUGUGGAACACAAGAUAUACCUCAUGUUAACAAGUUUGAAUUAAUUCUUGUUGGUAAUCAUUUUACUGAGGAUAUGACUUUACCAAAUGGACCAAAUCUGGGGUCUAAAGCACUUGGAGUUUUUGGUUUUCUUGAUAUGCAUGGGUUAGACACAGGGGUCAGCUUUAUGAAAAUAGCAUCGACUAUUAAUGUUGGAGAUACUACAAUUGAGCUGGUACAACCAGUUUCAUGGACAGUUGGAAGCGAGAUUGUCAUAAGCACAACCUCAUAUGAGUUAAAGGAAACAGAAAGGCGUAAAAUUACAGCAAUUACUGGAACCACAAUUACGGUAGAUGAACCAAUGGAAUUUAGGCAUACUAGUAAAGUCACUACUUUAGCAGAUGGAACAGAAAUAAAAAUGAGUGGAGAAGUUGGACUCCUAACUAAAAAUGUUAGAAUAGUUGGUAAUGAUUAUCCUGAAAUUGCAGAGGAAGAAUUUGGUGCAAGAGUUCUAGUUGGUUCAUUUGAGCAGGAUGAUAUAGUGUACACAGGUUUUGCACGAUUCUCUAAUGUAGAAUUUUCUAUUGCUGGACAAGAAGGAUGGUUUGAUAACUAUGAUCCCAGAUAUGCACUUGCAUAUUUGGACACUGGAGACUCAAUUGAUGCAAAUGGGGCACAAAAGGCAAUGGAAAGUUAUGUUAAAAAAUGCUCAUUUAAUCAUAUUUACAAUUCUGCCAUUGGAAUUUUUGGCUCAAACAAUAUUCCUGUUGAAGAUAAUGUAAUAUAUCGAUUCCUUAAUGAUGGAAUCUUAGAUGAAGGGAUUGGAAACAGAAUUAUUGGAAACCUUGUUACCAUGGGAGAAGCUGUGGCCAGAAUUAAAAUGCAAGUAUUCAACACUAUGUUUUUUGGCUGCAUAAACAAUAGAAGAGCUACCAACACCAUGCUCAUUAACAACAUAGUAGCUGGCUGUGCCCAAGGAGGGCUCUAUACCAUUGGAUCUCCCUGUGAAAAUGAUUUUACCAUUUUAGGUAAUGAAAUUCACUCUACCAUGCAUGGAGUUCACCUGGACACUUAUGGAACAAACAGACCUGUGUCUGGAUGUGUUAAACUAAGCAACAUACUCACCUGGAAAAAUUAUGAUUAUGGAAUUCAAUCUAGAUCAGAAAAUAGUGUUCAGCUCUCUGAUAUGAUUGUUGUGGACAAUGGAGUUGGUGUACUUCCCUACAUUUUUGGUCCUUCUGCAGAUUCUCAUCUCUCAGAAGAUAAAUAUUUUACACUUGAAAACUCGCAUAUUGUUGCUGUUUCUGAUAGUUAUGAUUGUGCAGAGGAAGCACUUCCAGAUGCAUUCUUAGCCCCUAUGGAAAAGAAAAGGAAAUGGGUCGGAAGGGGUAUUAAGGUAAGUGAUUGGAAAGCACAUCAUACUGGAUUGCUGUGGCCAAUAUUUCAGUCUAAAUAUGGGAAAAAGGAUCUACCAUGGCAUCAACCUACUAAAAGUGCAGAAGGAUCUAACCCAGCCUUGAGAGGUAUAAUGAACCUAAGAAAUGUCACUUUUGCCAAUUUUGGAAUUAAUUGUGGAGCAAAUGAUAUUGUUUUCCGCACAAACUUUAAUGAGGAUGACAUGAAUUGGCCAAUAAAUGCUUCUGAAAUUAAGUAUGUAGCUGUUGAAAAUGCUCUUAAGAUCUAUAUUGAUGAGCCAAACAAAAGCAAAAUAAACCCAGCAGAUUGUACAGAUUUUGAUUGUGAUGGCCUGAAGAAAGCAUUGAUAUUUGACAAUGAUGGCUCUGUUGCUGGAGAUUUAAACCCUGGCACUAUUAUACCAGAUUCAGGAUUUGAAUGGGAUGGCAAUCCAGCAAGAGGAUUAGGCUACUACAGAGUUCCUAAACCAAUGAUCACAACACUAAAUGGGAAUAAGAUUAAGUAUGCUGACAAGAUGCCAAAUACAGGAAUUUACCGAGAUGAAUCUUGUGUAUACAAUGAAAAUUGGAGGGCUUUCAAAUGCCAGGGAAUAAAUCACAGAAUUAUGAUCAUUGAGUCAAUGGAUAGGGAUACCAAAAUUAGAAGACUUUCUCCUGUUGCAGUUCUAGCAAAUCCAGGUUCCAAUGGAUUUAUAGACUUGGUUAAUGGUCCACAAGAUUUUUCUUGUUGCCAUGGUUAUACCUGUGCUGAAAGGCUCUCCACCAUGUUUACUAUGGUGGCAACUGGUAUUGAGUAUGAAAUAAUGUUUUCCAGCACACCACCUCAAAACAUGAGACUUCACUUGCUUCACAAUGAUGGAGGUGAAGCAGUACUUGCAAAAAUAUAUUUCCCUGUUCAGCAAAGGUUAGAUAUAUAUGUAAAUGAUAGGUUUGUUAUGCCUAACAACAUUGAUAAUUCUAAAGAUAGAUAUUCCCUAUUGCCACCCUCAGACUCAUUCAUUCCGGCAUUAACUGAAACCAACGGAGCCAAUUAUUUUGAUCCAACAAGUGGCCAUUUAUAUGUUAAUGUUAAAGGUCCUUCAACCAUUGACAUCAAAACACAACCUAUUGUUGUUCUCAAAUUAGGAAUGACUGUACCAAUUGAAAACUUCUUUGAAGAGAAUGUUAUCGCAAACAUUGCUGGGUUACUUGGAAUUGAUGCAUCAAAUAUAAGAAUUACUAAUAUUGUUCGAGAGGGAAGUGUUGGUAAAAAAAGAAGUGCGGGAGAAACAAUCACUUCUGUUGAAUUUGAGAUUGCUCCUCCACCUUCUGAUGUUCUUGUAAACUUCAUGCCUGAGGAGUAUACUUAUGUCACCCCAGAAGGAUCUUUUACUGAAAACCCUCUUUAUUCUACAACAUCAACAACAACCUCAACAACCCCCUGGAUAUCUCCACCUAAUCAUCUGUCAUUUGAGGACCUCCAAAAAAUAGAAUCUACAUUGGCUAAUAAUUUCCAGGCAGGAACACUUGGGAAUGCAUUAAAUUUGAACCUAACUUCUUUGUCCAUGAAAAAGCCAAUUGCUCCUCCUCUACCACCCCCAGAGUACACCAGUCCUGAAGAGAGAGCUCAAGUUUUGCCUCUAACCUGGUCGGAACAAUCUCUCGCUAAUGCCACUUUACUGGAAAACACUUAUAAAGAAACUGAUUUUGAUAUUCCUGAUAGUCUACAACUGUCAAGAGAACCUGAAGAUGUGAAUGAAAUGGAUGUAUUAUCUCCUUCAUUUUCUGUUUAUGUGGCUACAGCUGGUGGAAAAAUGGUUGGAACUCUAGGCACUACUGAAGAUCCUUGGAUAUGUACAGUGUCAAUUCUUUCUGGCCCGGGUGGAAGCUUAGUUGGAGACACAAAUGCACCUUUUGAAAAUGGAGUUGCAACUUUUGAUAACCUUCGGAUAGACUCCGCUGGAAGCGGUUACAUCCUUAAAUUUGAGAUUACAUAUCCAGUACAUACGGUGUUUCCUAUUGUUUCUCUUCCUGUAAAUGUGAGAGGUAGGCCUUUAGGCAUGAAAUUUACUUAUGACAUGGACCUAAUUGGCCAAAACACAUCCUUCAGCAUAGUCCCUGAUAUUUGGGAUGAGGCCUUAGAUAUGAUGGCCGAGGAAUCAGUACUGAACAAUUUUGAUUGGGAGUGUUCUGCUGCUCUUAUGCCUGGAGAAAACACUGGAACUCUCAAUGGAACUCUGAAUAUAACAGUUUCUGCAGGUGUUAGAGAAGUUGUCUUUGAUGAUUUGAGUAUUGAUGUUCCCGGUAUGAACUACCAAAUUCAAACCUCAUGUUAUUCUUCUGACUACAACAACGCAACCAUUGAAGCCAUUAGCCCUCCAUUCCAUGUUUAUGAGAAACCUGUAACUGGAUUACUUAGACAAACCGGAACAGCUUUUACCUUCAAAGGACCCUUUGGCAAGAUUAAAGAUCUAUUAUUCGCCUUUGAUUCUAGUAUGGGUGAAAUAUCAUGUGAAGGAUGUCCUGCUGCCAGCCUUCCAGCAGCAAGGAGGAAGAGAGAUUCCAAGCCAUUUGAUCUUGGAAAGUUGAAUUACCCUUGGUGCUUUGAUGAUGAAGGGAGAAAAAUCAACUGCUGAGUUGUUUAUAUCAAGCUGUAGAUGUUAUUAUUAAUUUGUAUCACAUAUGGACACUGAGAUAUUGUUUUCUAUAACUGUUUAAUAAAGUAUGAGCAUUUA
This is a messenger RNA of Eurytemora carolleeae, 13604 nucleotides long. RefSeq names its product fibrocystin-L. Bases 39 to 13505 code for a protein of 4488 amino acids. The transcript has 7 exons. The record is from RefSeq and is a predicted model, not a curated record. NCBI's taxonomy places the organism in Eukaryota, Metazoa, Arthropoda, Copepoda, Calanoida, Temoridae.